Molecule: messenger RNA, 1792 nt
Organism: Apis laboriosa (Himalayan honeybee)
Lineage: Eukaryota; Metazoa; Arthropoda; Insecta; Hymenoptera; Apidae
Exons: 5
Coding region: 100-1773 (557 amino acids)
Source: RefSeq, a predicted model, not a curated record
UUAUUUUGAAUGUUUAUAAUUCAAUAACAAGAACUGUUAUAUAUUCAAUACAAAUAUGAAUUUACUAAUAAUUCCGUUAUCAAUAAAAAAAAUUUAAACAUGAAUCUCAAGAACAGUUUGUUUUCUAUGCUAUUCAGUUUAUGUUUCUUCGAGAUGGAUACCGGUACGUGUGUUCUUUCACAAUCUACAAGUGCACAACGAAAGUUUUACCAAUGGGUACUCAAAUGGAUAAACGGACUACAUGCGCAUGUUGAUGAAGAAAUGCGCGAUAUUCGACAUUCUGCAAAACUAGAUGUAUCAAUAUUAGCUACCUUUUUACAAGCGAUCGGAUUUAAAUUGCUUUCAUUUGAAAAAUAUAAUGAUCCACUUAUCUUUAAAAAAAAUGAAAAUAAUAUGAAAACAGAAUCUGAACAAGGAAUUCUUAAAGUUGCAAUCGAAUGUGAUAUAUCAAACAUGAAAGCAGUGUUAGAAUUAGGAGGAAUUACAUGUCAAUGUCCUAAUUCUGAUCAUAUUAAGGAUGCAUCUUUUUGGACAAUUAGUGGUACCGAACCUACUGGAAGUAUCGAUAAUAUUGCACAAAAAGUGGAAGAAACUGGUAGUAAUCUAUUACCUCGUUUAUCAAAAGACGUUACACGAGUUUUGCGUGAUGUAUCAUAUAAAUUGUUUGAUACAAUCGUAUAUGAGCCGGACGUUAAUCGUAAUACAGAUAUAAAUUUAAAUAUUUCACGCAUAAGUAAUAUAUUUUGCGAACAAAGACCUACUCAGGAUACUUCAAAAAAAAAUGUUACACGAAGUCAUACACAACCGGAAAUAUGUUUUCGUACAAACAAUAUCAAUUUAAAUAGUAUUUCUGAGGAUCAAAGUAAGAAUACGAAUCUCGAAUCAUCUGUAAGUCACACUACUUCUCAAAAAGGACCUACUCUUCAACGUCAAAAAACAUGGGAUAUCGAAACUGGAAGUUUAGACGGAGAACCACGACCAUCGCCACCAAAACUCACGAGUUCUCCUGCUAUACUUACUGAAUUAUCUAAGUCUUUAGGACAAAUUUCCUUACAAAGCGAAAUUGAGAAUCCUAAAAAUGUGACUGAAUAUAUUUUAAGAGCACAACAAAACUUAGAAAAAGCUCUUAAUGUUUUAUUAAUCAAUAAACCGAAGACAUCGAUUGAUUUAUCGCCUUUUCAAGAUAAUGAUGCUACAUCUGUAAAAUCAGCACCGGCAAAUACAGCUGCUAUUAUUAGUCCUUACAAAUCAACUCGACCAAAUUCAAAUAUCAAGUCUUUGUCAAAAUUAAGCUACGAGCAAAAAAUAAUUUCGGGAAAUUUAGCUCAAACCCCAAAAAUUCAACCAACGCUUUCUAAACCUCUUACUCGAAGAAAUUUAAAACUUGAACAAGAGAAUUCAAAAUCCAAGGUUCGCCGUAAUAGUUUUUAUAUUCCCUCACCUGCUAAUUCUAAUACUUCAUUAUUAAAACCUUCAGACACAGGAAAAAAGUUUUUAGAAAGCGGAAGAUAUAGCAUGAGUAAAAUAAAUCUUACAAUCAAUUCUGAUUUAUCGAAUAGAAAUUUAAUAAGAACAAAAAAAUUUACAUCUUCUGAACAAAAAAAUAGUGCUUCAUCAAAUUUGGAAACGCUCAAUACAACGAAUAAUCGUAUUUCAAUGAUUAAACCACCUACAAAAAUUUCGAAAACAACACCUAUUAAAAUGAAAACAACACCUAUUAAAGUAAAAUCAAUAAAAUCGACAAACAUAAAUUCAGGAACUAUAAAAAAAUAAAAUAAAAAAAAUCAAGAGU